Messenger RNA from Pocillopora verrucosa, 1028 nucleotides. RefSeq names its product rhodopsin-like. NCBI's taxonomy places the organism in Eukaryota, Metazoa, Cnidaria, Anthozoa, Scleractinia, Pocilloporidae. The record is from RefSeq and is a predicted model, not a curated record. Gene Ontology annotation, biological process: G protein-coupled receptor signaling pathway; phototransduction; cellular response to light stimulus. Gene Ontology annotation, cellular component: plasma membrane. Gene Ontology annotation, molecular function: G protein-coupled photoreceptor activity.
CCAACAUGACUAGUCAUGAUGAGGAAACCUUUACUGGGAAUUCAGUUUUUUGGAGCUACAGCGUGAUCAUGUUCCUCAUUCUUUUAUUCGGUUUCUUUGGUAAUCUGUUCACCAUAAUAGUCCUUCGACACCGGGAACACCGCAAGAAAAGUAUCACUCCAUUAAUGAUGAACCUGGCCGUAGCAGAUCUCAUGAUUGUCGUGUUUGGCUACCCAGCAGUCAUCAGCAAUAACAUGCAAGGUCAAAUGAUGCGUACGGGAGGACCUCUUUGUAUUUGGUCCGGGUUUAUCAACGGUAUAACGGGAAUUACAUCCAUCGGUACUCUAACAGCAAUGAGCGGUGUAGUGUAUCAAACUAUCAAGAGAAACAACCCAAAUUACUCCAUUCCUAACAGACAAAACUUAGUCCUCAUCAUGGGCGCAUGGCUGUAUGGAUUUGUCGCCUUGCUUCCUCCUUUGAUAGGAUGGAACCGGUUUGUGCCCGGUAAGGCCGGUCUUAGCUGUGCACCUGAUUGGACGACUCAGGACCUUGUGAGCACUGUGUAUAUCGUUCUGUUAGUCGCCGGUGGUUUCUUUAUACCGUUUAUAAUGAUAACAACGUUCCUUACCAUGACUCACAGAUUGCUUAGACGCUUUCCUGUGCCCUUGGAUCCUUUCAUCCUCGCACAACGCAGAAGAUACCAACAAAGAACAGUGUUAAUGAUCAUAGCAACCAUGGUGGCCUUCUUAUUGAGCUGGUCACCGUAUUGCAUCGUUAGCUUCACGGCAACUAUCAAAGGACACCAUGUACUCACAUCAGGUGAGGCAGAAAUCCCUGAACUCAUGGCUAAGGCCUCUGUUGUCUACAAUCCAAUCAUUUAUAUCAUUAUGAAUGAAAGAUUUCGGCGGACACUCGUACGAAUUAUCAUCGGUAACAACAGGCCGAGAGUGGCUCCGGAUGAAGCAACAGAUCAUAACUUUAUCAUCUCAGCGCCAAGAAACUUUGGGAGAGAAAAUAAUCUGGUUAUUACAACCACAGCAGAGAUAUGA